UUCAGUUUGUGGAAUAGCUUGCUGGCAUGUAUUCACUGUAGAAACAUUUCAGCCAAGAUGAUAAGGAGGCUAUGUCUUGCUUUGCAUGCAUAGCCUGCCACUAGCAGCUGAUAGGAAUUGGACUUCCCCAGCAGCCUGGAGAGCUUGUACACAGCAAUCUCGGUAGCAGGAAAUUUCAUAAGUGCAUGGCUGCCUCUAGUGAAAGCAUCGUUGGUCACAGCUGGCUAAAUGUCUCACUGCUAUAAGGAGAAAGGCGCAGACUAAAUACUAUGGAGGACAUGGAACUUUGAGCAAUAGCUUAAUGCGCAGCUUGGGAAGUAAGCUAACACUUCAUAUUCUACAGUGCUGGAUCAUUACUGAAAAUCUACUUCACAUCCACAUGGAUUUUAACGACAGAAGCAGCACUCAGACAUUGCACUUUCAUUUCUAAUUUACUUAAAAGGUAAAAGAUGGUGAGUAAGGAACCAAGCAAAUGUGAAUUCACAAGUACAGAGAAUGAAGCUGAACAAGCAGCUUCAGAGACAUUGGAAAUGAAAUAUGCACUGGAUCCAAACAGGCACAUUAGAAAAAGAAAUAAAGCUCUACAGGUGAGAUUUAAAGACAUCCGCGAGGCACAGAAUGAACAAGAGAAGAGACUUUCUGCAGCUCAGCAACUGGACAAAAAAACAAUGAAAGCCAUUGCUUAUAAGGCAGCUUAUCGCAAAUACAUGACAGUGCCUGCACGAAGGUCAAUUCCAAAUGUAACCAGAAGCACAGGUGUGCAGACAUCACCUGAUCUUAAAAAGCGGUAUCAGACAUUUCCUUUGGAAAGGAAGAAAGUGAACAUCAUUAAAAUUGCUCCAACUGUUGACACAUUCAGGAGACACAACAAUGAUUGGGCAAUUGAUGUUAAAGAUAAUAUCACCAAAGAGUCAGGAACCAACAGAACUAGCAGUACCACUGGAAACAAUCAAACAAACACAGAAAUCAACUCGCAUAACAUCAGCAAACUGAAUAAACAAGGUGAUAGCUGCAGUUUUGAUGAUCCUAGCAACAAGAGUCCAGGAACGCACAGUUACAAUGAAGAGCUCGCUCACGUUUUAAAUUUGACAGAGUCUAAACCAACUGGGCAAGAUUAUCAACUGUGUCAUAUGGCAAAAUACAGUAAUGCAUCAGAAAAUCAGAACUUUAAUCAAUCAGUGCAAAGUGAGCUGCAGCUAACAGAAUUCACCUCCUUCCACCUAACAGAAACCAAGUGUGAACUUAUGCAGCCUGAUUUAUCAAAUUCCUUGACACAAGACUCCUCACAAAAUGUGACAGCACAUGAAGUACUUGAGAGAACUUUGCAACCAGCCAGUCUGCAUUCUUUGCCAGUGAAUGGUCAAGUUUGUUCAGUACUAUCUCCACAAACUGAAGAGGAGCUGUCUGAAUCUACUGUAUCAAACAUUACAACCAGAGAUGAAAGUCAAUGUCAGUCUAAUCAGACAACAGUAUCUGUAGUGGAGUCAAAUCAGCAAAUCAUGCCUCUUACAGAAGUGGUGGACCUGAAAGCGCAGCUACAAAUAAUGGAAGAUCUGAUCAGUUCCAGUCAGGAAACCAUUAAGGUGUUACUUGGGGUUAUUCAAGAAUUAGAAAAAGGCGAAGCCCUCAGAGAAGGACUUUCGUAUCGAACAGGACAGGAUACAGCAAACUGUGAUACUUGUCGAAACAGUGCGUGUAUCAUUUACAGUGUUGAACUGGACUUCAAGCAACAAGAGGACAAGUUUCAACCUGUUAUGAAAAAACUACACCCUACUGAAGAAACUCAGGUUUCAACCCUGCCUUACUCACAAGAAUUCUAUUCAUCUGCCUGCCAAAAGCAAAAACCUAGCAAGACUGAAUCAAAAAAGCAUGGAAAAUGGAAACUGUGGUUUCUUUAACUAAACACUACUAAAGUUUCUAAAUGUCAAUUUCAUUCACUUUGACAAGUUUUGGAGUUGAGCUGAAUACUCAAUUACCAAGAAUUUUAAAUCAGCUGUCAGUCAUUAUAUGCACAGGUAGCAUUCAUGCAAAUAAUCCAUUUAGUAGAUUUUACUUUUCAUUCAUCACUAUCAUGCAGGGACAUGAGUAACACACUAAGUUAAAGGUCACAGACAGAGAAUUAAGUAAUAAGUUAAACAAAUGUAUUCAAACAUCGUUUGUACUAAUCUGCCAAAUAUCAUGAUUGGACCUGUUAAUUUCAACUGUUGUUUCAUUCAUUAGUAAUAAGAUAUAUUGAUGCCUUCAUCCAUUAAACAAUAUCACAACGAAAUAGAGCAAGUUGUACUUUUACGGGAUUUUUUAUUUUUAUAUGUUUAAUUCAAGAACUCUAAAUCAAGAGCAUGGAAUGAGUAUUUUGAAGCACAAUACAGACUAAUGUAGAAAAAGCACAAUUAUUCAAAUUGCCACAUCCAAUGGUAAAUGUCGGUGCUGCCUGUAAUAAGGUUUUAAUUUGGCAAGUGAUAAGCCUGUAAAUUUGCUUAUAAAAGCAUCACAUCGAACUUUCAUACUAUACAUUGCUUUCCAAAUCAGCAUUAUAUUCUGGAUUAUACCUAAAUGCACAAAUAGUGAUACACCUUUAAUCAUUUCCAAAUAAAAGCUGUGAGCACAGGGUUUAUUUUUCUCCAUUAGGGAAGUUUUAAUGAACUGGUACUUGAAAUUAGGUAAACUGGAAAUAUUGACCACAAAUGUCAAUAUUUUGGUUUUUCUUCAACAAGGGAGAAAUGAACUAUUACUGGCUACUACAAAAGUUUUUUUGCUUUAACCUGUGCAUAAUGUAAAGUACCCGAAAGGACGUUGUAUACAAAUGCAAAAGUUGAUGAUUUAAUGGCACAGGAUUGAGUUUUCUUUCUUUGCAUCGGAGAAGUAAAUGCUACAAAGAGACCUUUAUAAAAAAAAGUGAAUUAGCAUUUGUAAUACAAAUGUGUAUACAAAUUCAAUUUCACAUCAAAAUAGUUCUUCUCCUUGUGAAAGUUUGAAUAGUCAUGAAGUCAAAUAUUAAGUUAAAGUAACACAAC
Molecule: messenger RNA, 3014 nt
Organism: Stegostoma tigrinum
Lineage: Eukaryota; Metazoa; Chordata; Chondrichthyes; Orectolobiformes; Stegostomatidae
Product: inhibitory synaptic factor 2A
Exons: 4
Coding region: 450-1898 (482 amino acids)
Biological process (GO): inhibitory postsynaptic potential
Cellular component (GO): postsynaptic density
Source: RefSeq, a predicted model, not a curated record